Messenger RNA from Plasmopara halstedii, 1479 nucleotides. Its product is annotated as inorganic phosphate. Bases 1 to 1479 code for a protein of 492 amino acids. The transcript has 2 exons. Gene Ontology annotation, molecular function: transmembrane transporter activity. The record is from RefSeq and is a predicted model, not a curated record. Gene Ontology annotation, biological process: transmembrane transport. NCBI's taxonomy places the organism in Eukaryota, Oomycota, Peronosporomycetes, Peronosporales, Peronosporaceae.
AUGCUCGACUCCAGACGAAUCAAAACAGACCCUUUGCUUAACCAAGUAGCACCGCACAUUAGUGAUCAUCCUACUGACACUAGUCAAUCAUCUGAAUUAUCAGAGCUUCUUCUAGUAAAAUAUCGACAGACUCCGCACUUUGAAUACGGCAGUACGAUCUCCGAAUUGACAAGAAAUGGCGAAGAUGAAGUGAUAAUUAGCGACCCGAUACUGGUAUCUGCCAUUGCUAAUCUCAGUACAGCCUAUAAUUUGGCUGUGAUCAACUAUGCGCUAAUGAUGCUGGAACGGUCGUAUCCAAACUCUAGUCCAGAGCUCCGGUCGACUGUAGACUCGUGCUCAUUGGUUGGAGCUAUUGUGGGACAACUCACUUUUGGCUAUGUUGGGGCGGUUGUGGGCCGUAAGAAGGGUAUGAUCUUGACGCUGCUCUUGUCCAUUUUAGGAGCUGCGUCGAGUGCUCUAUUACCAUGGGGAACCGACUCUGUUUAUCACAUACUAGCAGCAUGUCGAUUUGUGCUAGGAGUCGGAGUUGGGGGUGUUUAUCCACUAUCAGCAGCGUCAGCAGUAGAGUCGACACAUAGUCAAGAUGAGUUCAGAAAGAGCAAGAUUGUUGCGGCGGUGUUUAGCUUUCAGGGCAUUGGACAGCUAUUAGCACCAUUGAUGGCAUACAUUAUGUUAAUUUUACAGGUACAACGCGCAAUUGAAUGGCGAUUACUUUUAUUGAUUGGCGCUUUUCCUGGUUUAUUUGUGCUCCGUCGAGCAUUUGAUGUUAAAGAAGAUUUACCAUUGUCGUCCACCACUCCAUUAAUUGAGCUUCAAAGAUUCGGAGUCAAAGGGUCACAUCGCCUGUCAUUGUGGAAAAAGUUACAAGCUAGUCCUUCGCUGCGGCGGAAAUUGUUUGGUGCCUGCGCUAGCUGGUUCCUCUUUGACGUAACAUUUUAUGGGAAUGUAAUCUUCACACCAAUUAUUUUGCAAGAUACGUACGGUUUGGAUAAACAUCAUUUCGCUGACGUUGCACUUUGUUCGCUAGUUGUGGCAGCCAUUGCUCUACCUGGUAACCUGCUUGCCAUCUGUGUUGUUGGUAGAAUCAGCUUUAAAGCAAUUCAAAUCUUGGGCUUUGUCGUGAUGGCGUUGCUCUUUUUAGCAUUAGGAGUUUUCUACGAACAAUUACUGGAUUACAGAGGUUUGCUGCUUGGAAUGUACGCGCUUACAUUCUUCUUCUCGAAUUUUGGACCAAAUGUCGGUACGUUUUGCCUUCCCGCUGAGAUUUUCUCGGAAGACGUGCGUGUUGAGCUCAACGGAAUUGCUGCAGCAGCGGGUAAACUCGGCGCUGCAGUUGGAGCUGCUUCAUUUGGAAUUAUUGAAGCUCGGUUCGGCGUAUCGUACCUAUUGGGUUUAAGUGCGACGGUCUCGAUGCUUGGAGCACUCGUUACUUAUAAGUACAUCCCGUCAAAGCACUACCUUCCGUCGACACAUCGUUGA